AUGUCUAGACAAGAUAUAUUGCCCUAUUUUCGUUCUGCUGUCCUUUGUCAGUCAGAGUCCAGAAGCAAUUUUAGCCGUGGCGCCGUUAACUGCUCAAUUUUGUCCGCCAGUGGCGGCGACAAGGGCCAGAAGCGUCCACCUGAAUCACUUGAGGGAUCUGAAAACAUCAAGCUAAUUUUGAAUCGACAUUCCGUGGAAAACCAAUACAAAGUAGCGCAGAAAAUCGGCACAGGAUUUUCUUCUCAGGUACUCUUUGCAAUUCGUCGUCGCGACAAGCAACCGACCGCUAUUAAGGUGGUCGAUAAAAAUAGACUAGGUGCAAAGUGUUUCUUGGUGGAAAACGAGGUUGAAAUAUCGAUAUUAAGUAACCAUCGGAACAUUUGUCGACUGUUAGAGGCAUAUCAGACGCCCAAUCAUUUUUAUAUUGUUUUUGAAUAUGCCGAGAAUGGGGAUCUAUACGAAACGCUGAAAAGUCGGCGCUUGACUGAGCUAGAAACGGCAACUAUCUUGAAACAGAUUGCGGCUGCCUUGACGUAUUUGCAUAAUCUCAAAUUAUGCGAUUUCGGCUUGGCCUGCACUGUAUUGGGUCCGCUCUAUCGGGUUUGCGGGACACCAGCCUAUUGUGCACCGGAAGUGUUCAGGGAAAGUGGAUACGAUUUCCCAGCUGAUAUUUGGUCGUUGGGAGUUGUUCUGCACUUGAUGCUCGUCGGCUUUGCCCCAUUUAGGGCUGCAACAAAGCAACGUCUUUUCAACAUGAUCAAGCGAGCUGCGUAUAAUUUUAAUCAUCCCGAAUGGCGCCGUGUUAGUCGGCCGGCCCGUGACUUGGUACAUCGCAUGAUGGCCCUUCGCCCUGAGACCCGACCAACAGCAUUCGAAGUGGGACUCGAUGACUGGGUCUCAGAUCAAGUCUCACAAGAGCUC
Molecule: messenger RNA, 921 nt
Organism: Mesorhabditis spiculigera
Lineage: Eukaryota; Metazoa; Nematoda; Chromadorea; Rhabditida; Rhabditidae
Source: the annotation of a GenBank genome assembly